AUGGAGCUUCUCAAGAUGGCGCGGCAACGUACGCUGGCCAUGGCGUUGGUCGUCGGAGUCUUGGCGUCCAUCACUGUCGAUGAGGUGCAAUCCAUCGGCGUGUGCAACGGCAAGGUAGGCGACAACCUACCAUCGCGGGCCGAGGUGGUGCGGCUCUACAAGUCCCUGGGAAUCGCCGGGAUGCGCAUCUACGAGCCGGAACCCGAGACGCUCCUGGCCCUGGACGGCACCGAGAUCGACCUCAUCAUGGACGUGGGUGGCAGCUUCGCGGCCAUAGCCUCCGACCCUGCCGCCGCGGCCGGCUGGAUCCGGGACAACGUGCUUGCCUUCCCGGGCGUGCGCAUCAAGUACAUUGUGGCCGGCAACGAGGUCGAGGGCAGCGACACGAGCAACAUCCUCCCGGCCAUGACCAACCUCAACGCCGCGCUCGCUGCCGCCAGCCGCACUGACGUCAAGGUGUCCACGGCGGUCAAGAUGAGCGUGCUCGGGUCCUCCUCGCCGCCCUCCGAGGGCGUGUUCAAGGACGCGUACAUGACGGAGGUGGCCAAGAUGCUCAAGGCCACCGGGGCCCCGCUCCUCGCCAACGUCUACCCCUACUUCGCCAAAAGGGACACCCCGGACAUCGACCUCAACUUCGCGCUCUUCCAGCAAAGCACCAACACGGUGAGCGACAGCAGUCUCACCUACACAAACCUCUUCGACGCCAUGGUCGACGCGAUUUACUCGGCCUUGGAGAAGGCGGGUGCGCCGGGCGUGCCCAUCGUGGUCUCGGAGAGCGGCUGGCCGUCGGCCGGCGACGACCUGGCAACCGUCGCUAACGCGCAGGCGUACAACCAGGGGCUGAUCGACCACGUCGUCAAAGGCACGCCCAAGAGGCCGGUGCCGCUGGGGACCUUCAUCUUCGCCAUGUUCAACGAGAACCAAAAGGGAGGGGCCGUGACAGAGAAGAACUUUGGGCUGUUCAACGGCCCCGACAAGACGCCGGUGUACCCUAUCAAGUUCAACAAUUAG
Triticum turgidum subsp. durum (durum wheat) is the source of this 1011-nucleotide messenger RNA. The record is from the annotation of a GenBank genome assembly. NCBI's taxonomy places the organism in Eukaryota, Viridiplantae, Streptophyta, Magnoliopsida, Poales, Poaceae.